CACAAUACCAGAUGUUGUCUUUGUAAUUGAUACUGGGAGAACAAAAGAAAAUAGGUAUCAUGAAAGUAGUCAGAUGAGUUCUCUGGAAGAGACCUUUGUUAGUAAAGCUAGUGCUCUGCAGCGACAAGGAAGAGCUGGCCGUGUUAGGGAUGGAUUCUGCUUCCGAAUGUACACAAGAGAAAGGUUUGAAAGUUUCAUGGAAUAUUCUGUGCCAGAAAUACUGCGUGUGCCUCUGGAAGAAUUAUGCCUUCAUAUUAUGAAAUGCAGUCUUGGCUCCCCUGAAGAUUUCCUCUCUAGAGCCUUAGACCCACCACAGCAGCAAGUAAUUGGUAAUGCAAUGAACCUGUUGAGGAAGAUUGGGGCUUGUCUGUUAAAUGAGCCCAAGCUGACUCCAUUGGGCCAGCACCUUGCAGCCCUUCCUGUCAAUGUAAAGAUUGGCAAAAUGCUUAUAUUUGGCGCUAUAUUUGGCUGCUUGGAUCCUGUGGCAACUCUGGCUGCAGUUAUGACAGAAAAAUCCCCAUUUACUACACCAAUUGGUCGAAAAGAUGAAGCAGAUCUUGCAAAGUCAUCACUUGCAAUGGCAGUUUCAGACCAUAUAACAAUCUACAAUGCUUACUUGGGGUGGAAAAGGGCUCGACAAGAAGGGGGAUAUCGUACUGAAAUGACUUAUUGCAGAAGAAAUUUUCUUAAUAGGACUUCACUGUUAACUCUGGAGGAUGUGAAGCAAGAACUCAUAAGGGUGGUCAGAGCAGCAGGGUUCACAGCACCUACAAUGCAAUUUGGAUUGGAUGGAAAUGGAACCACACAAUCCCUUUCUCUCCAUGAAAUAGCUCUUCUUAAAGCCGUGUUGACUGCAGGGCUUUAUGACAACGUUGGAAAAAUAAUAUAUAUGGAAUCUGUGGAUAUUACAGAGAAGCUGGCUUGCAUGGUAGAAACUGCUCAGGGUAAAGCACAAGUGCAUCCUUCCUCUGUAAACCGAGACUUACAAACACACGGAUGGCUUCUUUACCAGGAGAAAGUGGAAUGA
Molecule: messenger RNA, 1027 nt
Organism: Indicator indicator
Lineage: Eukaryota; Metazoa; Chordata; Aves; Piciformes; Indicatoridae
Product: ATP-dependent RNA helicase DHX29-like
Exons: 8
Coding region: 74-1027 (317 amino acids)
Cellular component (GO): intracellular anatomical structure
Molecular function (GO): RNA binding
Source: RefSeq, a predicted model, not a curated record